AUGGAUAAAUUCGUGGAAAGUUUAAAUUUAAAUUAUAUGUGUCGUUAUGAAAACCUAGAUUUUAAGCCAGAAAUUAAAUUUAAGAGGAAUAAUAAUCCAGUUUUAGAAAGUUUUACCGAAAUUAAAGUAUACACACCAGACAAAAAAGCAGACAAUGCAUGGAAAUCUGUAUCAUCGAGUGUUAACGUUAGUGAAUCUGUAUCAUCGAGUGUUAACGAUAGUGAAUCUGAUUAUCUGAAUAAAACAAAAAUUCUUAUUCCACUUUUUAAAAUAAAAUUUAAUGACGAAAAUGACGAACUGUUUAAAGGUCAUGAGAACUUAUUUGUUCCAAUGAUAGCAUGGAUUGGAGGGUUUUUAGUUAUUAAAAAGUAUCCUGAAGACCAUUUUGAACAGCACGUACUGCAAGCAUGCAUAAACUAUGCAAUAAACAAUACCCAAGCAGAACAAGAAAUUUCAUUUCAAGACCUUGGAAUCCCUCUCAAUAUUGAAGGUUUAAAUUGUGAUGAACAUAUUGAUGAAAUGAAUAAAUUGCAUAAAUAUAUUGAAGAACUGUAUGACUUUAAGUAUGCUUCCGUAAUCGCAUAUGAGAAAGUCAUUAGCCCAUCUGAUAAAGGUAUAAAGCAUGAUCUUCUGGUACCAGGAAUUUCCAAUCAUAAAGUAUAUAGUAUGGAUGAAUGGUUACAAGACAACGUAUUUUUGAAGAUUCCAAAAUAUAAAUUAGGCCAUGGGCUAGUGAUCUCCUCCGAUGGUGUAGUUAUUAGUAAGAAACCUGCAAAAAAAAUUUCAAUUUCAUCAAUCAGAAGGAUCCGAAAAACUAAAAAGGAAUGUUUCAUUGAAAUCAGCAAUGAUCAAUCACCAAAUACUUCUCAUUAUCGUUAUAGAAUUGUUAAUGAGCAAAUUGAAUUUACAUUAUCUAAUAAGGAGCCAACAGAAAUGUUUGAAAAAGCCAUUGAUAGAGCAUUAAAAUCUAAAGCCGAAUAUCGGUAUGAGAAAUUGACGGAUGUAUUUUUAGAAUAUGGUCAUGUAAUUUGCCAAAAGUUCACUAUGGGAAAAGUAAUUGAUGCUUUGUCGAAUAAAAAUAAAUUGCCAACUGAAGGAAAAAAGAAUAAUUUGCCAAAUGAAGAAAAAAAGAAUAAUUUGCCCAAUGAAGAAAAAAAGAAUAAUUUGCCCAAUGAAGAAAAAAAGAAUAAUUUGCCUAAUGAAGAAAAAAAGAAUAAUUUGCCUAAUGAAGAAAAAAAGAAUAAUUUGCCUAAUGAAGACGGAUCAGCGAUUUCAGAAGAAAAGAAUACUUAUGUCAACGACUCCUGGUCCACUGACCUUUCUAAAAAAGAUCUUAAGUCAUGGCAUGUAGUAGAUAAAUACGAAAUGAUUCCUAUUACUAACCUCCUUAAUGAAGCAACUCAGCAAGAAAUUGAAAACAUUAUAGAAAAUAAAUCAGAAGAGGAAGAUAAAAAUUGCGAGAUCACUAGAUUUAAGCAUGAAAAAAUCCAGAAUGAAAAGUCGUAUUUCAAAUUUGCUGGGACAGCAGAGACAAUUGAUGAAAAAAAACCUGAUAAAAAGUUAAAAAAUCAUAUUAUAAACUUUGUAAACCGGAUCAAAAAAGGUGAAUAUUAUUUAGACAAUACUUUUGAAUGCGUAAUUAAAGAAGAGCCAGAAGAAGAUAAUCAUUCUGAAAUUAAUGGAUACGCAAAGAUCUCUAAAACUGGCGCCAAUAACGCUGACGUUCCUAAAAUUAAAAUUCAUGAGGAACAAACUGUCAAUGCUAAUGAUUCUGUCAAAAGUGACGCUUCUGAAAUUAAUAAUUAUGAGGAGCAACAACAUAAGGUUAUUACUAAAAAAGUUAGCAGCACGAAACUAUCUACCCAGGUUGUUGAGAAGAUAAUUGAGAACAAUAAUCCGUAA
Messenger RNA from Racocetra fulgida, 1902 nucleotides. NCBI's taxonomy places the organism in Eukaryota, Fungi, Glomeromycota, Glomeromycetes, Diversisporales, Gigasporaceae. The record is from the annotation of a GenBank genome assembly.